Molecule: messenger RNA, 28290 nt
Organism: Coregonus sp. 'balchen'
Lineage: Eukaryota; Metazoa; Chordata; Actinopteri; Salmoniformes; Salmonidae
Source: the annotation of a GenBank genome assembly
GGGUGCUGCGUAGGAUUUCAGGAGAGGGAGGGGCUUUUCGGUUGCUCAAUAUGGCUGCGCCCUGUGGAGAACAACAAGUGUAGAAGGUAAUAAAACGUAUUCAAUGCAUUUACCUCAGUGUUGUUUUACGCCGUGACAAAUAUUGUAGUCUAAAAUCUCUACUUUGUUGGUACAGAUUUGAAUUAAAAUAAAUAAUUCCCCGCAAAAUCCUUGAUGAACUAAUCGAGUUUGUCAGUACAGUAUUAGCUACUGGUAACAGUUAACAUUAGCUAGCCUACUAGCUAGCCUAGCUAUAGUUAGCUAACAUUUUGGGGCAGCGUUCAAUCAAGUUUGUGCCGUAACGUCAGCUGCCUUUCAUUAGCUAAUUCUUCUCGAUUCAUUGCAAUAUUUCUUUAGUAUGUUGCAAUGGUAAUAAUUUAGAAAUAUGUUGACACAAGUAGUGUGGCGGCUACUCAACUCCCCCCAACCAAUGUAACUAACGUUAGCUAGCAAGCUAGGAUUCACAGUUGGCUAACUAACCACACGCGCUCACUUCCACCAGGCAGGCACCACUGAUCACGAAUUUGGCAAUUGGCAUUCUUUCUGUUGUAGCUAAACAUUACAUAAAAAGGCAGACUUGGCAUAAUAACAAUUAUUGACAGUAACUAGAUGGUGGUCAAUGGUCAUAUGAUGUAAGUUAUGUUCCUAUUAAUAUUCUUGAUGUGUAUCUAACUGCACAGCUGUAUGAAUUAUUGGAUUUUUAGCUUGACCACAUUUUCUUUGGUGUCCACAGUGCCUGCCGUGGCCACCCCAUUACGACAGCACAGCAGGUUGCUGGCUGGCUUUAUCUUGAGAGGGGGGACAGUCUCAUAGGCAUCUGCCUUCCAGCAGCACCAUGGCAAAGGAGCAGCCGAAUGUGAGCGACCUCCUCCCGCUCCUGGAGUCGUCCGAUCUGCAUGAACUGGAUCAGAUUAAAAGUGUCCUCAAUGACCACCUCAGCACAGGUCAGAAAUCACAAUUCAGCAUUAUCCUCCCUCUCCCUACUAGUCACUCCACCAUGACAGGCUGAGGUUACUACAUACAAGUAGGGAGAGAAUAGGUCAGUGUUUGCAUGGUCCUCUGUAGGUCUCAAACUAUAGGUGACAUUCUGCCUUCUCUGGUGCUGAGCGAUAAUUUUUAUUUAUUCUGGAUUCUUAUUAGCUGCUGCCAAGGCAGCACUUGACUGUCCGAACUGUGUAAUGUAGUAGGGAGUUGUAGUUACCAACAGGCCAAUAUUCUACGUAGUUUAGCGCGGUAAUUAACUACAAUGACCAUAAUCCAUUUUGCGCCUACUUGUCGGGUCUGUGUGUUUCUUUUACGCCUGCUACGGAAGAGACAGAAGAAUGCGCAAUAGAGGGAGGGACAGAGAGCGGUUGCUUCGCAAGGUAUCUCUACCUAAAAAUAAAACAGGCCCUCAGUGUCUGGUCUGAAGCGUGAAGUCAAGUGCUCUGCUGGUCGGCUACUGCGUAGCAACCUAGCAGUGCCAAAAGCCCUGGUCUGCCUUAGAAAGCAUAUGUACAUUACGAUCGCCAGAAUGGUAAAAAAAGUAGUAAUCUAUGGCCAUUUUGGGCUCUAAAAUUAGUUUAUUAUGAAGUUUGAUCUCCUCUGUGAAUUAUUAAGUUAUUAAGUUUGCGACAAAUCAAGAUAUUUCAUUAAAUAGUGAUCAAUUCUGACUACUACAUUUGUCAUCACACAGGACCAUGUGCUGAGACAGACCAAUCACAGGCCGGCAGGCUACGAGGAAGCUUGCGCCCUCAUGCCAUAGACAUUAAGGUUGACUCUCUCAGGCAGGAUGAAACUGACUACAUCGACCAUGAUCCUUUGAUAAUUACGGCCACUUUCACCAUGAUCCUUAGCAGGGGUUUUUUGGGGGUGGGGGUGUCAUUCAGCCCAAUAAAACAAAUGUAAUAUACACAACAGCUGAAAUAUUAUAUUCCAGUAAAGUAAUGUGAAUAAAUGAUGGUUAAUAAGUGAUUUUACAUUUACAUUUUUAGUCAUUUAGCAGACGCUCUUAACCAGCGACUUACAGUUAGUGAAUACAUAUUUUUUUUAUACUGGCCCCCCGUGGGAAUCGAACCCACAACCCUGGCAUUGCAAACGCCAUGCUCUAUCAACUGAGCUACAUCCCUGCCGGCCAUUCCCUCCCCUACCCUGGACAACGCUGGGCCAAUUGUGCGCCGCCCAUGAGUCUCCCGGUCGCGGCCGGCUGCGACAGAGCCUGGAUUCGAACCAGGAUCACUAGUGGCACAGUUAGCACUGCGAUGCAGUGCCUUAGACCACUGCGCCACUCAGGAGCGCAAGUGAUGAGCAGUAAUGGUCAGUCACUGCCAUCAUGUGACUUUUAUUAAUUGUUUUGUUCUGUGUUACAGCAUUCAACCCACUUAAUGCAUAGUGCAUUUAAUGUUUAAAAAAAGAAUCGAAACUGAAAUUGAAAACUGACUACAAAAGCAUUCAUCGCUAGCACUAGCCUUCUCCCAGCAGUUUCCAGCGGUUAGCUUUGCCCACCACUGGCUCAUAUGAACUACGAUCCCGACAGUGUUAACGUUUAGAAAUGUCAGUAAUCAUCGCUUACGAUACGGCUUUUGAAACAUAUGGUCCUUAUCUUUCAUCAGCGAGAUAUAAUAAAGAUACACUUACUGAAGCAGUUUAGCACAGAUCCAUACAGCUAUGGGUGCCACCAUCCAACGAAACUACAAUUCUGCUACUUGCCGAGUUAUGCUUACACGCCUCUGUCUUCCGUCUGUUUUCCGUAAACAAGCACUGUAACAUGGAGAGAUGGCCGUGUGGGAACACUUACCCUAUAAAGGUGUGUAUCAAUUUAACCUUAAAAAAAUAUAUAUAUUUCUCACAUAUAUGAAAGAUAAGGUCCUUAUGCUUCCAAAACCGUACAGCAAGCGAUGCGUGUUAAAGUUCAGACCGAGCAUCGGGGCUCUUAACAAAACUCCCCCGUACAGGAGAUACCUUUGUCCAAUGACUUAUGUGUAAUGUAAUGGAACUGAGAGUCAUGAUCAAGGGCUGGGUCCUCUGUAGCUCAGUUGGUAGAACAUGGUGCUUGCAACGCCAGGAUGGUGGGUUCGAUUCCCGGGACCACCCAUACUUAAAAUAUAUGCACGCAUGACUGUCACUUUGGAUAAAAGCGUCUGCUAAAUGGCAUAUAUUAUUAGCAAAGAAUGAACAAAUAAACCAACAUCUAAUGUAUUGGCAGGAUCUCCCUCUAUGUCCUUGACAUUGUCUCCAGAGCCAUAUAUUGAGAUAAAUAAAUACAUGGCUAUUAUACAUAUAAUCAAUUCAAAAUACAUGGCUCUGGUUGUCUCUAGUCAUCAACAUGCUACAUACAUUGAAUGGUUGAUUCUUCCCUUGUGUUUGACAGAGCGAGGGUCUGUGCUGCUCAAUGGCCUUGUGGAUUACUACCUUGACACCAGCUCUCCACAGGCUAUACUCAUCCUCUGCUCUGUCAGGGAGCCUCAUGACAAGGUGAGCACUGUAGGGUAAAGUUGCCCCUAGGCUCUGAUCUUGGGUCAGUUUAGCAUUUUCCCCCACUAAUAGUUAGAAUAAGGGGGAGGGGAAGUUGAUCUCUGAUCUGUACUUAUGGGAAUCUUCACCCGUAGCACCAAUUGAGUUGCCUGGUCCCAGAUCGGUGUGCUGUCUUGCCAACUCCUAUGAUCAUUGGCACGAGUUGGCAGGACACCACAAACAGAACUGGGACCAGGCUACCAAUCCAGCCUCUGUGGAUAAAGUGUGGUUUACCACAGGGAUCUCAAAACAUAACAUUGUGCUCUGAAGAAUUGGAUCAUGGCUGUCUCACCACACAUCUUAAACAGAAUAAUUUAUUCAUUGACAAUAUCGCACGGAAGCCAUUGUUGACAACAUGUUGAAUUCCACGAGCAAUCGUUGAGUGUACACCAUAGCAAAAUGUUUUCCAGCGGAAAAAAUACUUUCUUAUUGGACAAGUUUAUGUUAGUCCCACUAUUUAGUCCCUUUUUCCCCCCUCCUGUUUGGUUCCUAGUGAAUACACCUUUGCACUGGAUAUGUUAACCUGUCUGUUGUCCCGCAGCACCUCCUGGACAAGCUGAACGAGUGCAUGGCCAAGCCGGCCUGUCGGCUGCCCACCCUAACCCUCCUGGGGCACGUCAUCCGCAAGCAGCCCCCCUGGAUGCACAAGAUAACCCGCUUCCCUCUGCUCACCGCCUUACUCAAAUGCCUUAAGGUACGUCAGUCAGCGCCUUGGUCAUAAGUAGUGCACUAUAUAGGGCACAGGAGGUUUGUGGCACCUUAAUUGGGGAGGACGGUCUCGUGGUAACGGCUGGCGCAGAAUCAGUGGAAUGGUAUCAAAUACAUCAAACACAUGGUUUCCGUAUGUUUGAUACCGUUCGCGCCGUUCCAGCCAUUAUUACGAGCCGUCCUCCCCUCAGCAGCCUCCACUGUUAUAGGGAAUAGGGUGCAAUGUGGGACACAGCCAUUGACUUUGCACUCUCUUUUUUUUGCACUUUCUAGACUGACUCUGAUGUGGUGGUGCUGAUAACUGGAGUCCUGGUGUUGAUCACACUGCUACCCAUGAUACCCCAUGCUGGGAAGCAGCACAUAUACGACUUCUUUGACAUCUUUGGCCGACUGUCGUCCUGGAGCCUGAAAAACCCAGGUGGUUUAACGUAGAUCAGUGUUGCCCACAUAGAAACACAAUUACUAGAAAGGGCGUAACCCAUCAGACCACAGCAAUUUGACACAGCAAAUCACACUUCUGGGACUACCAACCGUUUCACCUAUUUGAUCUAUUCCACCACUAGAUUCAGCUAUUCAUGGUUUUUGAUGAUUAGUUGACCAAUUGAAUCAGGUGUGUUAGUAAUGGGAUAGAUGAGAUGAGCGAAAUGGCUGGAGGUUGGAGGAACACCCUAAGAUCAAACCCAUAACCUGUCCCAUGGGAAUGAAAAUGAAUGGGAAGGAGGGGACAGUAGCUCUCUGAGUACUAUCUGAUAUAGGAUUUUCCCUUCAUUAAAUGUGUGGUGAAUUGUAGGUCACAGCCACACUAUUCAGUAGUACUACUACUAGAGAAACCAUGCUCAUCUAGCUACAGGACAGGAUCUAUUUCCUUGGAAUCUCCUUUGGUAAUUUCCUUGGAAUUGUGAAAUGUUGCAUAACCCCCUGUUCUCGCCCCACAACCCACCCUGUGGACCAUAGGGCAUGUGCACGGGGUAUAUCUGAUCCACCUCCAUGCCAGUGUGUACUCCCUCUUCCACCGGCUCUACGGCAUGUACCCCUGCAACUUUGUCUCCUACCUGCGCUCCCACUACAGUAUGAAGGAGAAUGUGGACACCUUUGAGGAAGUGGUGAAGGUAUUUUGUAUUUGUAUUUAUUAUGGAUCACCACACUUCCUGGUGUCCAGCAAAAUGAAGGCAGUUCAUACAAUUUUAAAAACAUUACAAUACAUUCACAGAUUUCAUAACACACUGUGUGCCCUCAGGCCCCUACUCCACCACUACCACAUAUCUACAGUACAAAACUCCAGGUGUACUCGUGUGUGUCUGCAUGUGUCUGCGUCUAUGUUUGUGUUGCUUCACAGUCCCCGCUGUUUUUUUAUGUUUUUUUAAAAAUCUAAUUUUACUACUUGCAUCAGUUACCUGAUGUGGAAUAGAGUUCCAUGUAGUCAUGGCUGUAUGUAGUACUGUGCGCCUCCCAUAGUCUGUUCGGGACUGUGAAGAGACCUCUGGUGGCAAGUCUUGUGGGGUAUGCAGGUGAGUACAACAGGACACGCCAUACUCACCCCAUGCUAGAGUCUGUGCACUACAUAAAUGUAUGUUGUGUGAAGAGAUGUCUCAUGAUCAUCUGUCUCACCAAUUUGCUCGUUUCUUAGCCGAUGUUGGAGCACGUGCGGAUACAUCCCGAAUUGGUCACUGGAACCAACGACUAUGAGCUGGACCCCUCCAGGUAAGCACUCAGAAAGUAGGAUUCCCAAAUGGCACCCUAUUCCCUAUAUAGUGCACUACUUUUGACCAGAGCCCGGGCCCUGGUCAAAAGUAGUGCUCUAUAUAGGGAAUAGGGUGCCAUUUGACACAACCAAAGACUCUUUCAACUAGUAAGGUCUGACCCGACAACAGCCAAGUUUACACUAAUAAUAAGGGGUCCUAUCAAACCCCUUGGCCAGGUGGAAGAGGUUUGAGAUCCACGACAUUGUGAUUGAAUGUGCAAAAGUGUCCCUGGACCCCAAGGAAGCGUCCUGUGAGGAGGGUUACUCCAGCAUGCCAGACCACGUCUUCAUCCACCAUCACCCCCACCUGCGGUCCGGUCUCGACUACACUGCCAGCCCCUACACCGACUUCCUCAGCAGCUUCGGUAAGAGCUCCGACACAUUCACUUUGAUUCAACACAAUCCCAAUAAAAUAUUACCAAUGUAGCACAGCUCUCUCCUUAGCCUGGUCCCAGGUCUGUUUGUGCCAAACAUGUUUGGCAUGACAAGGAGUUGACAUGAUGGCACAAACCGAAUUUGGACCAGGCUACAUUUACAUUUUAGUCAUUUAGCAGACGCUCUUAUCCAGAGCGACUUACAGGAGCAAUUAGGGUUAAGUGCCUUGCUCAAGGGCACAUCGACAGAUUUUUCACCUAGUCGGCUUGGGGAUUAGAACCAGCGACCUUUCGGUUACUGGCACAACGCUCUUAACCACUAAGCUACCUGCCGCCCCUGGCUACUCCGUCGUUGCUGUAUUUUGUUGGAAAGUCAUUUGUGAUAGAGUACUGCAGUUACAGGCUAGAACAGCAGUUUGGCGAUAUACCACUUGGUUCCUUAGUUGUAAGCCACACUUAACUUUUGUAUUUUUCUACCACACAGUGUCAAUGUUACUUCAGGGGGGGCGAAAGAGGUUUUGAGCUGUUCAUCAGCGUGCCUGUAUUUACAGGUUGUGUGUGUGUUAAUAUUCGAGGUGCGUAUUUUUCCCCCACACAGGUAGCUCUGCCUCUACCCCCUUAUCGGUUGGCCGACCACCUCUCUCCUUGUCCUUAACCCAGCUAUCAGGGACCCAGUCCUCCCUCUGCAGUCCCCACACCUCUUUCCAUCAGGUGGGUCACCGUUCUCCAAGCAAAAACACCCAUUAGCGAGAUUACAUUGAAAACCUUUGGUAAAUCUAAAGCUCUGAACAAAAAUAUAAACGCAACAUGCAACAAUUUCAAAGAUUUUACUGUUGUUACAGUUCAUAUGAGGAAAUCAGCCAAUUGAAAUAAAUUCAUUAGGCCCUAAUCUAUGGAUUUCACAUGACUGGGAAUACAGAUAUUCAUCUGUUGGUCACAGAUACCGUAAAAGAAAAUAGGCCUCAGGAUCUCGUCACGGUAUUUUUGUGCAUUCAAAUUCCCAUUGCUAAAAUGCAAUUGUGUUCGUUGUCCGUAGUUUAUGGCUGCCCAUACCAUAACCCCACCGCCACCAUGGGGCACUGCGGUUGUGAGGCCGUUUGGAUGUACUUCCAAAAUUCUCUAAAAUGACAUUGGAGGCAGCUUAUGGUAGAGAAAUUAACAUUGAAUUCUCUGGCAACAGCUCUGGUGGAUAUUCCUGCAGUCAGCAUGCCAAUUGCACGCUCCCUCAAAACUUGAGACAUCUGUGGCAUUGUCUUGUGUGACAACUGCACAUUUUAGAGUGGCCUUUUAUUGUCCUCAGCACAAUGUGAACCUGUGUAAUGAUCAUGCUGUUUAAUCAGCUUCUUGAUAUGCCACACCUGUCAGGUGGAUGGAUUAUCUUGGCAAAGGAUAAAUGGUCACUAACAGGGAUGUAAACAAAUGUAUCCACAAUUUGAGAGAAAUAAGCUUUUUGUGCAUAUGGAACAUUUCUGUGAUCUUUUUUUUUUCAGCUCAUGAAACAUGGGACCAGCACUUUACAUGAUGCGUUCAUAUUUUUGUUCAGUGUACCAAGUAUAUAACAUAAAACACUGAAGUUCCCACUGUGAAAAAUAAAGUUAUUCUACACAAUUGUAUUCUAUUCUGUAUUCCCAUUGAUUGUGAUUCACGUAAAUUCUCUUGAGACACAUGGCCCUCUUGUCCCUGUGCCUGUGUUUCCAGAACCAACACUGUGAAGUUUACCCUGCUGGGAAUAAAGUGUCGAUGUGGAGUCCGUCCUCGGAGUGUGGAAUGACCACACCUCCCACCUCGAGGGGCAUCUCCCCUGCCAAUGUCCCAGAGCUAUCCCAAAGUGCCUCCCAUGCCCCCAGCCGAACAGCCAGCACAUCAGGUCAUUUUUGUUCAUUUUUUUAUGUUAUGAUUUGACUUUAGUUUUUGCUGGUCAAAUACCAGCUGGGGAAAACAUAUGAAGAUCUAGUGAAAGUUAAGACGGGAGAAGAAAGAACAGUUGGUUUACUUUCCGGUGCUACGAAGAGUGUUUUUGAUGGACUGUCAUAAGAACUUUUCACUCAGUUGUGUGUUCUUGUUUCAUCACAGGUGGGAAAUGUCUCAGUCCUGCCCUGACUCUCUCCAAUGAGUUUGAGCAUGUUUGUUCAGCCCCCAACACAACCAACCAGGUAUAUACUGUAGCACACAAUUCUUACUACCAGAAUCUCUGUACCAGAACCCCUAAGCACUACUCCUAGAAGUUAAUUACCGAAGAUGUUCUUCAAUUAUUUAAUUGGCCAGUACAGAUCAUAGCAACGCAGUACAGAUCAUAGCUAUGAAAAGGGAAGUAUCUGCAGAGCCAGAGUGUACACUGACCACAAGCAGAGCUGAAAUGCCAUCUUCGGCAGAAGUGGCAAACUGAACUAAACUGAACUCUCUCUAAAAGUCACGCAAACGAAGCCGUCACUCCACCCGCAGAGUAGAGUUGGUUUGCUCCAGACUGUGUUGACUGUAUUUAUGUUAAGGUUGUACCGAGUGCUGUUUGUGCGCUGGUUGUGUGUGUGUGUGUGUGUGUUUGAAGCCACUGGUCCAUCUGUAGGACUUUUCAUCAGCUGAAUUUGUAUCUGUCCCGACAGCUGAAGCAGAAACCGAGCGGAGAGGCGGAUAGAGGCAACCCUGAGGUCAUCAGCAAAGGUCAGCGGCUUUGCUCAUCUCCGAAGAGGAGCAGAUUUCGCUCUGUCAUGAUUCAUUGCAGGCCCCGUGUAGCUCAGUUGGUAGAGCGUGGCGCUUGUAACGCCAGGGUUGUGGGUUCGUUUCCCAUGGGGGGCCAGUAUGAAAAUGUAUGCACUCACUAACUGUAAGUCGCUCUGGAUAAGAGCGUCUGCUAAAAUGACAAUUUUUUUUUUUUUUUAUUGCUUUUAAUAGGGCGAAUGUUAGCCCUUUACACUCGUACCAAUAUACGGGUUGAAAAUGGCAGAUUUGGACACCGAUAAGCACCUAAAUUGGAAUGCAGUGGCUGUACAGUAACAUGCUAUACAUGACGUCAGAGCUCAGUGGCAGUACAGUAACAUGAAUACAUGACGUCAGAGCUCAGUGGCAGUACAGUAACAUGCUAUACAUGACGUCAGAGCUCAGUGGCAGUACAGGAACAUGCUAUACAUGACGUCAGAGCUCAGUGGCAGUACAGUAACAUGCUAUACAUGACGUCAGAGCUCAGUGGCAGUACAGUAACAUGCUAUACAUGACGUCAGAGCUCAGUGGCAGUACAGUAACAUGCUAUACAUGACGUCAGAGCUCAGUGGCAGUAUAGUAACAUGCUAUACAUGACGUCAGAGCUCAGUGGCAGUACAGGAACAUGCUAUACAUGACGUCAGAGCUCAGUGGCAGUACAGGAACAUGCUAUACAUGACGUCAGAGCUCAGGGUCUCCGUUCUGAACUUGAGCACCCCUCCCACUAAUUGGGCAACUUUUGCAACUUUUGUGUUGUCUGAGUGAGGUAAAUGCUGUAAAUUACGAGGUCUCGAUGUAUUUUGAAAAGUAAGGUGAACUGUUGUCCUCACUUUCAGUCUAAUAAUUUUACCAUAAUCUCCAAACUGUUCCCUUUUAAUUGCUACAAUGGUUAUGCAUAUGCUUUUCAUAUUUCUUCUGUAAGAAACAUUUAAAUGUAGACCUAUCCAUAUAGGCCAAUUCCCACGAGUGUAAGGAGUUAAGAACAAAUGUCCUCUUCUUAUGAACGAUCGUUCACUAGACCAGAUUUCUUGCCUAUUUAUUAGGGCUGGCAAUUGCUAGGGACCUCAUGAUACGAUAUUAUCACAAUACUUAAGUGCCGAUACGAUGUGUAUUGGGAUUCGAUACUGCACUUUUUUUAUUUUUUAUUAAUUACUUUUUUUGUUACAAACAUAUUGCUCACAAUAUGUCUUCUGCAAAGAGAUUAGAGAGAGCAUGAGAAAAUGAGUUUUGAUCACUCGGAAAUAAGUGUUGUAAACAUGUUGGCUCACUAUUUAAAACGAUGUAGAACAAGCUAUAGGAUGAAGAAUACUGGAGCACUAGCUAAUGCUACCUACAGUAGCUAAACAUUUGUUAUUAUAUAUUAAGUUGGAGUCAAAUAUCAAUUUAAUAUUGUCAAAAUGAUAUUUUCCCCCCCAUCGCUACUAUUUAUUGCCUAACAUUACUUGUUAGUUCUGUUGACGUCGCCAAAGUACCUUUCCUCCCCCAAUUUUUUGGCUUUUUGUGGUGUAAAGAAAGGCAUGACCUGAGACCACUAUAGAAUAGAGGUGGUGUUGAUGGGACCUGGGUUGAAAUGGUAUUAACAGAACCUGGGUUGAAAUAGUAUUGGUUGUCUUUCGAAUAGUUUUUGUUUGAUUGAGCCUUUCUAGAGUACCCAGAUGGUCGGGGUUUGCACUUUUGCUACCUAUUCCAUUAGUUCCAUUGAGGCAAGUUCAAUGUAGCGCAGCUGAAGUAUUUGAAAGAAAACAAAUUCUAUUUGAACCCAGGUCUGGUGCUAAGCACUCUCUAUGCUCUGUCUUUGUCAGGUGCUGCUGGUGAGAGCGUGAAGACCAUGUCGUUGACCGAGCUGUCGGACUUCAUCAAAGAGCAGAAUCUGGACAGUCAGAGGAUGGAGAAGGAACGAGACGAGGGUGAACGGUUUUUCCCAAUUCAUGAAAUGGUGUAUGGUGAAGUUGCCCCUAUACCACUUGUCUUUGGUCAGUUAUGCAUUUUCCCCACUAGUGGUUAAGGUUAGGAUUGGGGGAGGGGAAGCUGAUCCUUGAUCUGUACCUAAGGGAAACAUCACACCAGAGCUCAUUAAAUCCCCCCCAAACCUACUACGGUAUUAAUAUCUUCCCAUGAAAACCACUUGUGUUCAGUCAGUCGGUGUGAAAGCAUUGAUUUGUUCCAUACGCUCUUCUCCCUGGUCAGAUGCCAUCACAGAGGAGCUCCUGAAGUUGACUGAGCAGAAGCACCAGGCAGCGGUGGGGGGGGCAGACCGCUCAUUCUACAGCACUACAGAGACACUGACUGGGCCUCAGGAGAAGGAGCUGCUCCUCACCGCCUCCAACCAGAGCCUAAACAAGGAGGCUCAGCGCCUGGACUCCACACCCGACAAGAGCGAGUGCUCGGCGGGGGGAGGAGACCAGCAGCUCCCCUGGUCCUUCCGGCCGUGCUUCACCCCCAUCGACAACCUGCUGACCGGCUUUAGCUCUUCUCGGAGCCCCUACGGGGCCGAGGAGGAGGGGGGCUCCGGUCUGGCCAAGUAUGGCCCGUUCUCCUCCCCCAGUACCUUCAGGGACCCUGCGAACCCCGUCUACGAGCCUCUGUUUGAGCUGGCCCUGCCCAGGGCCGCUUCUCUGUUUGUGGGGAGGAAGACAUCGGUGGCACUGGCACAGAGGGCAGCUGGCGACGGGGGGGAGAGGAACGCGAGCAGGGGGGAGGAGGAAGGGGACGAGACGGCGGCAAUGUCCCCGCUGGAGGUCCUGGAUCGCCUGAUUCAGCACGGCAACGAGGCCUACGACAAAGUGCUCAAGAGGUGAGAGGUCAUGCAUGGCUGGCUGAGUGUGUUUUGCUACUCUGUCCGUAUGGACAACGGACCCUUUAUGGAAGUCUGGGCGGGCAGGCCAAUUCCUACCAUAGAAUAGUACUCCAUCCAUGUUAAUGCUCUCUCGUGUGAGUUCACGAUUCACUGGUAGUGGGUUUGUCUGUACAUUGCUAUGAAGUGCUCAUGACUUGGCUGUGUGGUGUGCCGUACUGUAAUUAACAGCCAUGUCUGUUAUUGCCCCUUCAUUGUGAUCUCUCCUCACACUCCUCUGUACUGUGUGUGUGUGUUAUAGAUUGCCCAUGCCAAACACGUCAGUGGAUUGGACACACUUUGGAGGUAAACAACAGAGUAUGAAAGCGAAAAGGUAUUGCAAAAUAUAUUGCCACUACGCUAUGCUGGGGAAGAGGACGAGACCUCUAUCGUUUUUUCCUGUCUGCGCGCUCCAUCCUACCACAUCCAUCUCUCUAUUUUUCGGUUUAUGUGUCUUUUUUCUAGCAGGUUCCUACCUGUAUCUUUGUUUGAAAAGCUACAUAUCAGCUGUAAAAUAUGCAGUAGGGUGUGGUUGACCCUAAACGCUGAUCUUGGGUCAGUUUUGGAUUUAACCCACUAAUGGUUAAGGUUAGGAUUGGGAAAGGGGGAGCUGAUCAUAGAUCUGUACCUAGGGGAACUUCCAUGAGUGUGUGGCUCAACCUGUCCUUCUGUUUCUGUCCUCCAAUCACUCCAGUCUAAUAUUAAUUAGAUUGACCUAUUCAAUCCAAUGGAAUUUGGCUUACUAUGUUGAUCACAAUCUGAGAGCCACUGUAUCUCAUGGUUUCUUGCCCUUUGCUAUGGAGUCAAAAGUUCAAGGUUUUUUUGAGACAAUCUAUGCAUGCAGUGCUUAGGUUAAUGUUUAAAAUCUAUGCAAUAUACAGUACCAUUUUGUUUUGAUAUAUACUGAACAAAAUUAUAACACAACAUUCAACUAAUUUGAAUUACAUUUCAUAUAGGAAAAUCAGUCAAUUGAAAUAAAUAAAUUAGGCCCUAAUCUAUGGAUUUGACAUGACUGGGCAGGGGCACACCCACUGGGGAGCCAGGCCCAGCCAAUCCAAAUGAGUUCUUCCCCACAAAAAGGGCUUUAUUACAGAUAGAAAUACUCCUCAGUUUCAUCGGCUGUCCGGGUGGCUGGUCUCCACCGAUCCCACAGGUGAAGAAGCCGGAUGUGGAGGUCCUGGUCUGGUGUGGUUGUGAGGCCGGUUGGACAUACUGCCAAAUUCUCUAAAACGACGUUGGAGGCGGCUUAUGGUAGAGAAAUGAGCAUUAAAUUCUCUGGCAACAGCUCUGGUGGACAUUCUUGCAGUCAGCAUGCCAAUUGCACGCUCCCUCCAAAACUUUAGACAUCUGUGGCAUUAUGUUGUGUGGCAAAACUGCACAUUUUAGAGUGGCCUUUUAUUGUCCCCAGCACAAGGUGCACCUGUGUAAUGAUCAUGCUGUUUAAUCAGCUUCUUGAUAUGCCACACCUGUCAGGUGGUUGGAUUAUCUUGGCAAAGGAGAAAUGCUCACUAACUCAGAUGUAAACCAAUUUCUGCACAAAAGUUGGAAAGAAAUAAGGUUUUUGUGCGUAUGGAACAUUUCGGGGAUGUUUUAUUUAAGCUCAUGAAACAUGGGACCAACACUUUACAUGUUGUAUUUUAUAUUUUUGUUCAGUAUAAUUGUAAUAGUUUUAGAUACUACAGUACUAGUAUCUAGUUUUCUGUGGAGAUGAAUAACAUGGUCUUGAAGAAAUGAGUUGGUAAACAGUCAAACAUUUUUGCUCCUCUGUCCUCUCGACAGGCACCACGCCGCUGGAUGAGCUGAACACGCUGCGCAGUCAGGUGCUGCUGCUCCACAACCAGCUCCUGUACGAGCGCUACAAGAGAGAGCAGCACGCCAUUCGCAACCGCCGCCUGCUCCGCCGCAUCAUCAACGCCACCGCCAUGGAAGAGCAAAACAACUCAAUGGUUAAUUUAAAAACCUUGCACUCCAUGCCCAGUCAGAAGCCAUUGAAUCCCGAAUAGAACAUAACUUAUUUUUGGAAAUGAAAGCAUGCAUGUUGUUUACCAGGGUCGUAUUCAUUAGUGCACCCCGUAGCAAAAUGUUUUGCAGCGGAAAAAGACAAACGACCGCUUCAUAUUGGACAAGUUCAUAUUGGUGCCUAAUGAACAUGAGUAUGCGGUUCCUUAGGUUGAUGUGGGAGCGGUGGUUGACAUCUUUUUAUUACAUUUUUUUUAUGGCCUGCUUGUUUUUGUAUCUCAUUAAUUGGUUGUUUUACUGUAAAGUGUGUUGUGAUUUUAAAUGCAGAUGUUUGAUUUGGUUGCAGAAGGCCCAGCUGAAGCUGCAGGACGUGGAGAUCCAGUCUCUGCAGGCCAGCCUGGCGGAGGAGCAGCAGCGCUACAGGCGCCUGAAGGAGGACGGAGACACUGAGACGGCCUGCCUCCACAGUCAAUUCCAACAGCUACAACAGGGCCACGACCAGUACCUAACCAAGGCUCAGAAGCUGCAGGUACACAUGUGCACACACACACACACACACACAUAUAUAGUACACAGUAUCACUUUGACACAUGAGGGAAUGUAAUACAUUUAACCAAUCGUAUUUUUAUGAAUCAACCGCCUUAUAACCAGGACUUGCAUCUUUUCAGGAGAGGGUCUGUAUAUUUAUUUACUAAUGUCCAGGUGCCUCAUUUAUAACCGAAGCAUACAUUUUACACUAAAUAUCUACGUGCGCAAUUUCUGAAAAAACACAUGUUUCCCGUUACACAUGUUUCCCGUUAUAAAUCAGACCUGUCGUAAAACUGUGCAAGCGUGAACGAGCAUUAUAACUCUGCCUGAAAAACGCACAUCAUUCACCUUUUAUGGUGACAAUAACUCCCUGUAUAUGCCUUCUAUGGAAGUAUUGGAAUUGGGCCAAAACAGUAUCUAAAGGAUAGCCAUGGCAAACUUGAUCAAAUGUAUUUGGAGGUGUUGGCAGAAUGUUUUCUUUUGCAGGACAUUUGAUGUUUCCAUUUCUGAAAGACAAAAACAAUUGCAAAUUGUUGUGGACCAGUUAACAGAUCGUUUGAAUUCAAUAAUGUUUUGCAUUUACUUUUUCCCGAACCUAAAUAUGCUGCCCUGCCUGCGAAUUCUGAAACAUUGUUUACUUGGAAAACAAUGAAAACUACAGUAGACCUACUUACAGUGGUAGCCUACACACUUCAAUGCAAACGAUCAACUGUCUGUUCACCUGUUACAUUCUGCUGUAUGUUAUAAAGCGCACUCCCUUUCGGAUGCAUACAGCAACAACUUGAAAUUAUAAUAGCCUAUCUAAUAGGCCCAAUUAAAUGAGAGAUGGGACCGGGAAUGGUUAGCCUAACUUGUUGUAGGCCUAAAGGCUAUUUUGCAAGUGAGGAAUUUAUUCUGCAAUGGUCAUGGAAAUGAAAUAAAUAAUAGGAAAUAGAUGCCUAUUUCUAAUUAUUUUAAAAUGCUAAGAUAAACUAAAUCUAUCAACUUUUUCUACAUUUUGUUCUGUUAAAGACUGAAUUUAAAAUAGAUUACUGGCCUACACACAAAUACCCCAUAAUGUAAAAGUGGAAUUAUGUUUUUAGGAAUGUUCACUACUUUAAAUAAAAAUGAAAAGUGGAAAUGUCUUGAGUCAAUAAGUAUUCAGCCCCUUUGUUAUGGCAAGCCUAAAUAAGUUCAUAAUAAAAUGUGAUUAACAAGUCACGUAAUAAGUUGCAUGGACUCACUGUGUGCAAUAACUGUUGAACAUGCUUUUUGAAUAACUACCUCAUCUCUGUACCCCACAUAAACAAUUAUCUGUAAGGUCCCUCAGUCGAGCAGUGAAUUUUAAACACAGAUUCAACCACAAAGACCGGGGAGGUUUUCCAAUGCCUCGCAAAGAAGGGCACCUAUUGGUAAAUACAAUUUUAAAAAAGCACUCAUUGAACAUCCCUUUGAGCAUGGUGAAGUUUAUUAAUUACACUUUGGAUGGUGUACCAAUACACCUAGUCACUAAAAAGAUACAGGUGUCCUUCCUAACUCAGUUGCCCGAGAGGAAGAAAACCGGCCAAUGGUGACGUUAAAACAGUUUAAUGGCUGUGAUAGGAGACUUAUGAUUGAUCAACAACAUUGUAGUUACUCCACAAUACUAACCUAAUUGACAGUGAAAAGAAGGAAUCAUGGCCUUCUGAGUGGCGCAGCGGUCUAAGGCACUGUGUCACUACAGCCUGGGGUUCGAUCCCAGGCUGUGUCACAACCGGCCGUGACCGGGAGUCUCAUAGGGCGGUGCACAAUUGGCCCAGCGUCGUCCGGGUUAGGGGAGGGUUUGGCUGGGGGGCUUUACUUGGCUCAUCGCGCUCUAGUGAUUCCUUGUGGCGGGCCGGGCGCCUGCAGGCUGACUUAGGUCGUUAGUUGAACAGUGUUUCCUCCGACACACUGGUGCAGCUGGCUUCCGGGUUAAGCGAGUGGGUGUUAAGAAGCACGGCUUGGCGAGUCAUGUUUCGGAGGACGCAUGACUCGACCUUCGCCGAGCCCGUUGGGGAGUUGCAGCGAUGAGACAAGAUCGUAAUCACGAAAUAAAAAAAUUUAAAAAUAAUAAUGGAAUCCUGUACAGAAUAUGCAUCAUGUUUGCAACAAGGCACUAAAGUAAUACUACCAAAAAUGUGGUAAAGCAAUUAACUUUUUGUCCUGAAUACAAAGUAUUGUUUGGGGCAAAUCCAAUACAACACAUUACCGAGUACCACUUUUUAAGUUUUUUCAAGCAUAGUGGUGGCUGCAUCGUGUUAUGGGUAUGCUUGUAAUCGUUAAAGACUGGGGAAUUUUUCAGGAUGAAAACUAAACUGAAUCGAGCUAAGCACAGCCAAAAUUCUAGACGAUAACCUGGUUUAGUCUGCUUUCUACCAGACACUGGGAUUUGAAUUCACCUUUCAGCAGGACAAUAACCUAAAACACAAGGCCAAAUCUACACUGGAGUUGCUUACCAAGAAGACAGUAAAUGUUCCUGAGUGGCGAGUUACAGUUUUGACUUAAAUCUACUUGAAAAUCUAUGGCAAGACCUGACAUUUUUUGUCUAGCAAUGAUCAACAACCAAUUUGACAGAGCUUGAAGAAUUUUGAAAAGAAUAAUGGGUAAAUGUUGCACAAUCCAGGUGUGGAAAGCGCUUAGAGACUUACCCAGAAAGACUCACAGCUGUAAUCGCUGACAAAGGUGCUUCUACAAAGUAUUGAGUCAGGGGUGUGAAUACUUAUGUAAAUGAGAAUUCUGUAUUUCAUUUUCAAUACAUUGGCAAAAAUUUAUAAAAACAUGUUUUCACUUUGUCAUUAUGGGUUAUUGUGCUUAGAUGGGUGAGAGAUCAAUUUAAUCAAUUUGGAAUUCAGGCUGUAACAACAAAAUGUGGAAUGAGUCAAGGGGUGUGAAUACACACUGCUCAAAAAAUAAGGGAACACUUAAACAACACAAUGUAACUCCAAGUCAAUCACACUUCUGUGAAAUCAAACUGUCCACUUAGGAGCAACACUGAUGACAAUAAAUUUCACAUGCUGUUGUGCAAAUGGAAUAGACAACAGGUGGAAAUUCUAGGCAAUUAGCAAGACACCCCCCAAUAAGGAGUGGUUCUGCAGGUGGUGACCACUGUUGUGCAAAUGGAAUAGACAACCAGGUCAACCCAGCAGCAGGACUGCUACCUCCGCCUUUGUGCAAGGAGGAGCAGGAGGAGCACUGCCAGAGCCCUGCAAAAUGACCUCCAGCAGGCCACAAAUGUGCAUGUGUCUGCUCAAACGGUCAGAAACAGACUCCAUGAGGGUGGUAUGAGGGCCCGACGUCCACAGGUGGGGGUUGUGCUUACAGCCCAACACCGUGCAGGACGUUUGGCAUUUGCCAGAGAACACCAAGAUUGGCAAAUUCGCCACUGGCGCCCUGUGCUCUUCACAGAUGAAAGCAGGUUCACACUGAGCACAUGUGACAAACGUGACAGAGUCUGGAGACGCCGUGGAGAACGUUCUGCUGCCUGCAACAUCCUCCAGCAUGACCGGUUUGGCGGUGGGUCAGUCAUGGUGUGGGGUGGCAUUUCUUUGGGGGGCCGCACAGCCCUCCAUGUGCUCGCCAGAGGUAGCCUGACUGCCAUUAGGUACCGAGAUGAGAUCCUCAGACCCCUUGUGAGACCAACGUUCCCCAGAUCUGAAUCCAAUUGAGCACAUCUGGGACAUCAUGUCUCGCUCCAUCCACCAAUGCCACGUUGCACCACAGACUGUCCAGGAGUUGGCGGAUGCUUUAGUCCAGGUCUAGGAGGAGAUCCCUCAGGAGACCAUCCGCCACCUCACCAGGAGCAUGCCCAGGUGUUGUAGGGAGGUCAUACAGGCACGUGGAGGCUACACACACUACUGAGCCUCAUUUUGACUUGUUUUAAGGACAUUACAUCAAUGUUGGAUCAGCCUGUAGUGUGGUUUUCCACUUUAAUUUUGAGGGUGACUACAAAUCCAGACCUCCAUGGGUUGAUAAAUUUGAUUUCCAUUGAAAAAUUUUGUGUGAUUUUGUUGUCAGCACAUUCAACUAUGUAAAGAAAAAAGUAUUUAAUAAGAUUAUUUAAUUCAUUCAGAUCUAGGAUGUGUUAUUUUAGUGUUCCCUUAAUUUUUUUGAGCAGUGUAUAUGCCUGUGAUCAAAAUCAGCACAGGGUAGGCAUACAGUGAGUAUUUGAUCCCCUGCUGAUUUUGUACGUUUGCCCACUGACAAAGACAUGAUCAGUCUAUAAUUGUAAUGAUACGUUUAUUUGAACAGUGAGAGACAGAAUAACACCAAAAAAUCCAGGAAAACGCAUGUCAAAAAUGUUAUACAUUUGAUUUGCAUUUGCAUGAGGGAAAUAAGUAUUUGACCCCCUCUCAAUCAGAAAGGUUUCUGGCUCCCAGGUGUCUUUUAUACAGGUAGCGAGCUGAGAUUAGGAGCACACUCUUAAAGGGAGUGCUCCUAAUCUCAGUUUUUUACCUGUAUAAAAGACACCUGUCCACAGAAGCAAUCAAUCAAUCAGAUUCCAAACUCUCCACCAUGGCCAAGACCAAAGAGCUCUCCAAGGAUGUCAGGGACAAGAUUGUAGACCUACACAAGGCUGGAAUGGGCUACAAGACCAUCGCCAAGCAGCUUGGUGAGAAGGUGACAACAGUUGGUGCGAUUAUUUGCAAAUGGAAGAAACACAAAAUAACUGUCAAUCUCCCUCGGCCUGGGGCUCCAUGCAAGAUCUCACCUCGUGGAGUUGCAAUGAUCAUGAGAACGGUGAGGAAUCAGCCCAUAACUACACGGGAGGAUCUUGUCAAUGAUCUCAAGGCAGCUGGGACCAUAGUCACCAAGAAAACAAUUGGUAACACACUAAGACGUGAAGGACUGAAAUCCUGCAGCGCCCGCAGGGUCCCCCUGCUCAAGAAAGCACAUAUACAGGGCCGUCUGAACUUUGCCAAUGAACAUCUGAAUGAUUCAGAGGAGAACUGGGUGAAAGUGUUGUGGUCAGAUGAGACCAAAAUGGAGCUCUUUGGCAUCAACUCAACUCGCCGUGUUUGGAGGAGGAGGCAUAUAACCCCAAGAACACCAUCCCCACCGUCAAACAUGGAGGUGGAAACAUUAUGCUUUGGGGGUGUUUUUCUGCUAAGGGGACAGGACAACUUCACUGCAUCAAAGGGACGAUGGACGGGGCCAUCUACCAUCAAAUCUUGGGUGAGAACCUCCUUCCCUCAGCCAGGGCAUUGAAAAUGGGUUUUGGAUGGGUAUUCCAGCAUGACAAUGACCCAAAACACAUGGCCAAGGCAACAAAGGAGUGGCUCAAGAAGAAGCACAUUAAGGUCUUGGAGUGGCCUAACCAGUCUCCAGACCUUAAUCCCAUAGAAAAUCUGUGGAGGGAGCUGAAGGUUUGAGUUGCCAAACGUCAGGCUCGAAACCUUAAUGACUUGGAGAAGAUCUGCAAAGAGGAGUGGGACAAAUUCCCUCCUGAGAUGUGUGUAAACCUGGUGGCCAACUACAAGAAACGUCUGACCUCUGAUUGCCAACAAGGGUUUUGCCACCAAGUACUAAGUCAUGUUUUGCAGAUGGGUCAAAUACUUAUUUCCCUCAUUUGACGCGCUAUGACGCUGUUGACACUCGCGGCCCAUCUGUUUGUUCUCAGUCACUAAUUCCAGUGUGUUCACGGGCGUAAUUGAGUUUGAGUGGCAUCAUACAGUGCAUUCGGAAAGUAUUCAGACCCCUUCACUUUUUCCACAUUUUGUUACGUUACAGCCUUAUUCUAAAAUGGAUUAAAUUAAUUGUUUUCCUCAUUUAUCUACACACAAUAACCCAUUAUGACAAAGCGAAAACCGGUUGUUAGAAAUGUUUGCAAAUUUAUAAAAAUGUACUUAAGUAUUCAGACCUUUUGGUAUGAGACUUGAAAUUGAGCUCAGGUGCAUCCUGUUUCCAUUGAUCAUCCUUGAGAUGUUUCUACAACUUGAUUGGAGUCCACCUGUGGUAAAUUAAAUUGAUUGGACAUGAUUUCGAAAGGCACACACCUGUCUAUAUAAGGUUCCACAGUUGACAGUGCAUGUCAGAGCAAAAUCCAAACCAUGAGGUGGAAGGAAUUGUUCGUAGAGCUCCGAUACAGGAUUGUGUCGGUGAAGCAUGGUUGUGGUAGCAUCAUGCUGUGGGGAUGUUUUUCAGCGGCAGGGACUGGGAGACUAGUCAGGAUCAAGGGGAAGAUGAACGGAGCAAUGUACAGAGAGAUCCUUGAUGAAAACCUGCUCCAGAGCACUCAGGACCUCAACCUGGGGCAAAGGUUCACCUUCCAACAGGACAACGACCCUAAGCACACAGCCAAGACAACGCAGGAGUGGCUUCAGGACAGGUCUCUGAAUGUCCUUGAGUGGCCCAGCCAGAGUCCGAACCCAAUCAAACAUCUCUGGAAAGACCUGGAUAUAGCUGUGCAGCGACACUCUCCAUCCAACCUUGACAGAGCUUGAGAGGAUCUGCAGAGAAGAAUGGGAGAACCUCCCCAAAUACAGGUGUGCCAAGCUUGUAGCGUCAUACCCAAGAAGAUUCGAGGCUGUAAUCGCUGCCAAAGGUGCUUGAACAAAGUGCUGAGUAAAGGGUCUGAAUACUUAUGUAAAUGUAGUAGUUUUUUUUUUGGUAUUAAUAUACAUUUGCAAAAAUGUCUAAACCUGUUUUUUCUUUGUCAUUAUGGGGUAUUGUGUGUACAUUGAGGAGGGAAAAAACAAUUUAAUCAAUUUUAUAAGGCUGUAAUGUAACAAAAUGUGAAACAAGUCAAGGGGUCUGAAUACUUUCCGAAUGCACUGUAUAUUAUCCCAUUUGCACAAGGCUACUACAAUCCCACUUUUGCUUUUGCAUUCUUGCAAUGCAAUACUUCAACCAUUAGAAACUGUGUGCGCAUGGUCUAAAGUUUGUGGGACGAUUCUCACGUCAACUUCAGUUUUUAUGAAUGCCAACUUUUGCGUGAACUGGCACACGCAUGUUUUGGUGCAUAUUUUGUGCGUACGCAACAUUUAUAAAUGAGGCCCCAGGUACUGACUUCUGAUUUUGUCUACAGAGUGAGCUACAGGAAUGCCAAAGCAACAUGGGAGAGCUGGAGUCUGAGCUUCAGAAAGCCAACAACGAGGCAUACAACACUGGACACCAGCUCACCCAACUGUCCCUCAAGGUGAGAUUACCAACACAAAACUAUUGCCAUUAUUAAGCAUAUUAAACUACCAGUCAUUUCAUACCUCUGUUUAUUUCGUAGUCCUCAAAGAGAAAAGAGCUUAUCUUAAAGCUAGAGGAAAGGUAGUUAUAGGCUAGUCGAGCAAAAUAAAAAAACAUUCUAUUGGUCAGUGUAUUUCAACAAACAAAACAAAAAAAGUAAUAUGCUCCCAAAAAAUCUUUCCUUUUCUCUUCCCCUGUUCAGCUCACCAACAGUGAGAACCUCCAGCAGCAGAUGUACCUGUUGAACAAACAGCUUCUGUUGCUGGGAGAGACCAACAAGCUGGCAAUACAGGAGGUGCAACGUCUGGGACCGGAGAGCAGCAAGGUAGAGGUCACCCCCCCCAAUAUUCAAUACCAAGUAGACCAGGGCCACAAACAACCCAAAGCGCAGUGUUUCCCCAAUGCUGGUCCUGGGGACCCAAAGGGGUGCACAUUUUUUGUCUUUGCCGUAGCACUUAUAUUCAACUCGUCAAGCCUAGUUGAAUCAGGUGUGUAAAUCUGAAACUAUUGGAUAGGCAUACUAUGGUAGUAACUCCCACUUACCCUCUGAAAGGUGAGGUGGAAUUAUUUUUGCCAUAUUGCUUAUGCCUACCCAAACAUUUAAGAUCUACACAAGUGGCUAAGCGUUGUUUCUGGACCGGACCCAAACUCUUCAUAUCAACGAUCAUAUCACUUGUAUCCCUCUUUAUAACGGUUUCUUGACAUAUUUAUCUUUUGGCCAAGUCAGCUCUUGUACCAUAGACCAGUGUUUCCCAAUCCUUGUCCUGGGGACCCAAAGGGGUGCACAUUUUAGUUUUUGUCCUAGCACUAACAAAACUGAUUCAAAUAAUGAAAGACUUGAUGAUGAGUUGAUUCAUUGAAUCAAGUGUGUUAGUGCUAGGUCAAAAAGUAAGAUGUGACCGACCGGCUCGAUUCGGUCUUAUGUAGCAAAAUUUGAAAUUGUGUUUUUUACAUUGGAUAAAAGUAGAGACUCAGAGCUAGAAAAUUGUAUAUCAUACACUACAGUUAAGGAACAAUGGGAAAGUAAUUCUGCUUUGAAAGUUGAUAAACCUGUAACCUCACUUUUGAGAAAAUGACCCUUGAAUGUUUUGGUACACCCACUGGAGAGCUCUUCUUUGUCUACACCCAUUCAGCAUUGUUCAUACCCUCUUAAGCUUUAGCCCCACCCAUCUCUUUAAGGAUUCACAUGUGAGGCCAUGUACUAAACAACCAAAGAUUUCAAGACUAAAGGCUGGUUUAUACUAUGGGUGUGUUUGUAAAUUUAAUCUGGAGUAUCAGAGUGCUCAGAGUGCGCUCUGGGCGUUCGUAAACUCAGAGCGUUGUCAGAUUGUUCAUUCGUAAAUUCAGAGCGGUUCGCUCUCGGAGCAAUCAGAGUGCACACCUGACGCUGUGGCUGAGGAGUAGGGUUGAUCCGAGCGUUCUGGCCUAACAGCAGUCAAGCUAACUGGCUAAAGUUGACUAGCUUGCUAGCUACUUUCCAGACACAAAUGAGAGAACAGCUCACUGACCAUUUUGCUUGCCCUAGCAGAGCUGGUUAGGCUGUUUCUAUGUUAUCCAGAGCGUUGGUGACUGCAACUGCUGCUGGCAAUAAUUUAAUGACGUGUUUUUUGCCAACGUUUACUGACACCAGCCAUAUUCAACGUGUGUUGAGCGUUCGUAAAUCUGUCAGUUAUUCUGCGCUCUGGCACACUCAGACGAGAGUGCUCUGAAAUCGGAGUAGAUAGCCAGAGUGAAUUUACCAGCUACGUCUAUCGACAGUUGUCGCAGUUACAACAUGAACAUUCUAUUGAAAUGGUUACAUGCAUAGAGGAGUCUUUUUUUGUUUUGACAUGUAGCUAGCUCGCUAGACAAUUAACCAUAAUCCUUACUACACAAUAAUAUUACUACACAGAUCAUACACGUAAUGUUAGCUAGUGAGCCAGCCAAAAUUAGAAACGUAUAUCUAAAAAUGUAGCUAGCUAGAUUAUCUUACCCGUAUACAUAGAUGGACGCUUUUCCCUCUCUGUCACGGAUGCCAUGGUUGCCCUUAGUUUGAAGAUGUAAUCCGGAGACAGGUGUUUUCUCCAUCUCUUUAGCUAUCAUACUCUAAUUCCACUGAUUUCAAAACUCGGUCCUCCCAGAAAUUGGAGAGCAAUACUCAUGCAGUUCUACUAGGUGAUAUCUUUAAAAAAAGCUGCGUUAGAAAGGAUUACCUACACAUACUGACCAGCUCAUGUUAUAGACAGAAGCGUGCUACAUGGCAGACCAAUCCGAACUCAUCUCUCGGCAUGUCCAGCCCACUCAUUAUCUCAGCCAAUCAAGGCUAGCGAGAAGGUUGCUGUCUUUUUCCGUGGCUAAACCAACUAAUCUCGUAGUUUAACAAUUGUAUUCUUAUUUACAGAUGGCAUACAAGUAUGUUAUUAAGGCACAUGAAAGUUCACGUUAGAGAAGGCAUUUCUGUCAAAAAACCAUUUUGAUUUUAAAAAAAAGUUUACGUUCAAGUGGCUCUCCUGUGAAGUAGUGACGCGCGACAUACACCUAGUUUCCUGAAACGAGUCACAAAUGUGCACCCCUUUGGGUCCCCAUUUCCUGGUCCUGUGCGUGCGUUGCUGCAGGAGCUGCGGAUGCUGCAGUCAACCAUGGGCAAGGAGCAGGAGCGUCUGCGUCAGAGCAUGGUGCAGCAGAGACAGGGAUUGGAGGCGGCCCAGCAGCGCAUCGGAGACCUGGAGGCCCAGCUGGCGAAGAAGGACCACCUCAUUCUGGAGCAGAAGAAGUUCCUGGAGGAAGUCAAAGGCCAGACCAAGUAAGGGCCCAACUCCACUCCACAUUAUGUAUUAAUUAUUUUUCAGAGAUUGAAUUUAGAGUGGGGGCUAGAUUUGAGAGGGGAGAACAGGUAGGAAAUGGUGGGGAGGCUGGAUUCAACCGACAUCAGCUACGUGCUUGGUUCCUGUACUCAACUCUUAUUAUUCAAUCAUUCCACAAUGGAUGGACUGUAUCGUGUAGUCUUUCACCCCUGUGAACUUUUACAUUUUAAAGGUGUGUGUGUCUGUCUGUGUGUCACCCCAGGGGCCAGCUGCAGGCGUCGGAGAGCAGGUACCUGGCCCUGCGACGGGUCACCCAGGUGCUGCAGACGGAGAUGCUGCAGCUCUACAGCCAGCUGGAUGCCGAGAUGCUGACCACCAACCAGAGUCUCUCAGAGUCUGACGCCAUCGAGCCCUCCAGCGCUCCUCCUCCCGGCACAUCCAGGUGAGACCCAGCACCUCCUUUGAUCCCUUUCUCACAGUGUGAGGGAUGGCUCCAGCUCCCACAGUGUGGAGAUAACACCCAAGGGACUUCAAAGUGUAGUUACGCAAUAUAGACAAAAUGCUGCUGGUGGUUUUUUUUGUACAAUAAAUGUCCUCUCUCUGGGACAAAGUUAAAUUAUAUAACCAUGCUGAGUGCUACUAGCAGGAGAUGUUCUUUUAGCUGGGCUAUACCCAGUGCAGUGCAAUUUGAAUUUAUUUGAGCCAUCUCAUCAUUACUACACUCCAGAAAUACAGUACUAUUGAAACCAACGCAGUCAGGAUUAGGGGUGUGAACGCGUUAAACUAAAUUGGGAUCCUUAAUAUUAAGAAGAAUUGAUAUCACAGUGCAGCUGGCUCGCCUGCUCUUUCUCUUAGCUAAUGAUGCGAGUGUGUGUUCAAUCUUCGGUCUGCUGCGUGUAGAAUAUUCCAGCCUAUUUCUUGAUGAUAGGCCCUGCUUUACUGAAGUUGCGAGCCAUUGCAAGCCAAGAAAUUGCGAUGCCCCUCUCUCCGUCCCUCACUAGCUCGCUAUGAAAGAUGCAAGUGUUUGUGUUCUCAGAAGUACGCCAACUAAUCAGUCUCCUCCGUGCCAAAAAUACUGAAUCUUAGGAGUCGAUUCCUAGCGGAAGAUGUUUUCUUUCUACAAAAUGGCUUUCUUUUUUAGGAGAGCAUGGCCUGCAGCAGGCGGUUUAAGAUUAUGUGAUGGACGUUAGUCCCUGCUUCAGAAGCGGCAUUCCUUUACUGACAAGUAAAAUGCCCGUUAAGUGGUGCUUCGAAACUUAUCUCCAGAGAAGGUUUUGUUUCGGCAUUUAAAAAGCUGUAGUGUACCCUUGGACAAACAAACAUGCCGUAGCCGUGGUGCUUUCAAGGUUUAUAUGACUGCGGUAGAUGUAACUUAAUUGCCUGGCCAUAGUGGAUAUACAUAAGUAAUAGGACCAUUAUUCUGCAUUGUAAGUUGACGUCUAUUUUAUUUUUCUUAUUGUUUUAACAGAAAACCGAUACAUGGCUGUUUAAACGUUUAGCAAAAUUGUCAAUUUGUCACAUUCCUAGUCAGGAUAACGGAGAGGAUAUUAGCCUGUACAUAAAUUAAAAGUAGGGACUAUGGACUAAUCCCAGAGAGAUACAGCUCUUGAACAGAAUGUGUUGAUUCAUCUAGUGAAGCUGAAGACCAAUGUAAAAAGAUGAACAAUAGUGUGUCUCUGUGUGUUUGCUAGGCCAAAUGGCAGCAGUAGCAGAACUGUGCCAACUGCUCAGGGCAGCGCUGACCGAGGCACCCAAGCGUGGCCGCCUGGCAACGGAAGCACUUUACCCCCCGGGGGUGGCGCUCAGUCCACCACCACGGUGACCCUCAACGGCAGUCUGCAACAGCCCCCUCUCCUGUCAGAGAUGUCCCCGACCCACCUGGCCGCCUCUCCACUUUCCUUCUCCCCGGUUGACACCCCCUUAACUGUGGGCUCCUACCCCAGUGCCAAGAGCUUCCUAGGCAUGCACACCCGAGAGCUGUUCCGCAACAAAAGCGAGAGCCAGUGUGACGGGGAUGAAGGCACCCAGCUCAGUAGUCUCUCUCAGGGCCUGGUCGCCAGUGAGGAGAGCAGCGAGUCGACAGAGAACGUCCAGUCCAGCCCAUUUCCUCCUCCCGCCACAGGCACCCCCCCUCAUUCCCAUCCUGCUGCUGCUCCUCCAUCACAGGGCUCUGCUCAGUCUGCUCUGGCCCAGGAGCCACCCCCGUCAGACAGCCAGCAGCUUAGGGCCCACCACGGGCAGGGGGCAAGGCCUAGGGCCAGCGCUGCCGCUGCCGCCCGCCAGAGGAGGAAGGACCUGCGGAUCAUGGACUACAAUGAAACACAGCAUGAGCACAUCUGACGACGAGAGAGGGAGGGGCGGGGCAACAGCUGCUGAUGAGCUGCCACUGUAACAACACACGUAAGGAAAUAUCUCUAAAUGCAGUGUUAUUUUCCCUGUGGUUGGCAGCGUUUAGGUUCUUACAAAAGCUCUAUUGUAAAAACAAGAAUAAAAAAAAUUACAAAAAUAAUCCCUAAGCAAGGGACAAUGAGCAAAUUAAUGUUAUUCAACUUUGCCCUUCUAAUUAGCUUUUGAAUGUAUUCCAUUAGGGUGAGCAAGAGUGAACAAAAAGUAUUCAACAGUGAACCUAACAUGGAUUCCUAAUGGCAAGUCCUAUCACACGGAAUUGGUCUGUUGGGUGUGUAAAUCUAUAUCUUGAGGCUACAUCGGUCUGUGUGAGCUUUGUGUGAGGUAAAACGAGCAAGAAUCUUUUAUGUUAGAUGUUUUAAUAAGCUAUUUAUUUAUGGUUUCGGCACACCCCAAUCUAGAAUGGCCUGAACGUUUCUGUCGGGUUCGGAGGGUCCUACUCACAAGUGCAAUACUUUUCUCAAAUGACACUUCAGGCCAAUGGAUUCAUGUUGUUUUUUUGCUGCUUGGUCAAAGGCCUCACAGCCUCAGCUUUUCAGAACACUUCCUGAGUUGUUCCAUCACAUUUCCCUCCCCAAAACACUGAGUGCUUCUUGUUUAACAUAUAUAGUUCUACAAAUAGGUACUUCAGUUAUUGCAAUAAUCAGUUGAUAUCAUUGAAGAAAUGAUACAACCAGGUAAAGAGAAGCUUAAAAAGGAUCAAGUAACUAUAUUUUAUUUUGUCUUGUUGAUAAAAUGGGCAUGAUCCCACCAUCCAAUGAAGUUUUACAGCAAUAAUGCAUCUUGCCUAGGUUCAAGCUAAAUCUCUAGCUCAGGUCUAGGUUGUUAGUAUGUGUUCCUGCAGUAACACCCUGGACCAGAGCUAGUUAAUUCUUAUACAUUCUCUUGUUCUGUGUGCCACUUUGCAUCCAUCUUGCUUUUUGGGGGUUUAUUGAUCAAGUUGAUGUGGAUCACUGCAUUAUUUUGUCUAGGCUAGAGGCCUGAGAGGACUGUGUUCUUUUGGAUAUUCAGUGCCUUGAUGGCUGCACACAACUGCCAGAACUUCUGUAGUGGGACUCUGAUGGCACUCUUGAUGUCUUGGCAUUGAAACUAUGCCAGGUAAAUAUCCCUCUUCAUAGAGGUCCUUCCUCACCCAAUGCCUUUAAAGUGAAUCAGGGGUCAUAUUGGAGUUCUAAACAUGGACCUAUUGUGAAUUGGUUUCUGUUGCCAUAUCAUUGUCAAUCGUCUAGGAUGACGAUCAUUCUUUUUCCAUCAUUUUUCCAUCCCCUACUCAGGUUAAGGGCUUGCAAGCUAGUCAGUUAAGUUGCAUAUCCAAUGAAAUCAGUAUUACCCAUCUCCAGCUGUUAUCCUCAAAGCAUGGUCUCUGUCCAAGAUCCUGGUGUCCAUUCAAGUGUUCCUUUUUUCCCCACAUCUUUUGUUAUCAAGCAUGUAAAUCAAUGUUAAACACCAUCGGAAUAAGGAAACUAUUGUACGGUGAAUCUGACAGUAUGUUAAGACAGUUCUCAUUACAAAUGUUCUGAUAAAAAAAAAGAAAUUGUUAACUGAACAAUAUAAAUC